Messenger RNA from Parnassius apollo (apollo), 480 nucleotides. Lineage: Eukaryota; Metazoa; Arthropoda; Insecta; Lepidoptera; Papilionidae. The record is from the annotation of a GenBank genome assembly.
AUGUUACAAGAUGAUGUGUUUGUAGAAUUGGUCCAAUAUCUCACGUCGAUGCGCGCAUCUUUUGAAAAGUAUUUUCCCGAAGAACAGAAUACAAAAACGGAACUGAAUUCAUGGAUUCAUAAUCCUUUUUUACCCAACUUGCAAAAGCCCGAAAGUAUGUCAAACGAGAUAUAUGAAUCUCUUUUAGAAAUGUCAUCAGACACAAGUAUGGAGUCACUGUUCAAAACGACGCCUCUCAACGAUUUUUGGUGCAGAAUCCGUGAUGAAUAUCCAAUACUUGGCAGAAUGGCUCUGAAUAUUCUUCUCUCGUUCCCAACAACAUAUUUGUGCGAAACAGGAUUCUCAACCUAUGCAGUCACGAAAACAAAAUAUCGCAAUAAACUGGACGCCGAACCUGAUAUGAGACUUCAAAUGUCUUCUAUCAAACUUGAUAUCAACCAGUUGAUGAAAAAUAAAAAACUGUUUCAUACCUCCCAUUAG